GAAGUUGUAUGUUGUAUCAGCUCAGCUUGUUAAAAUAAUUUCUAUAACUGAGAUUUAAAUGCUCAUAUUAAAAUAAAUAAACAAAUAAAUGUAAAUUUCAGAAUUUUAUAUAAUGUUGUUACAAAUAGCAUGUUUAACAACAACAGGUUUGUUAUGGGGCGCAACAAACCCAAUUAUCAAGAAAAAAUCUCGAGGAAUUACAAAAGUUACAGCUGAUUCUAAAAUACUUCAAUUUCUCUUAGAAAUCAAAUUUCUAGCAACUAAUUUGGAGUAUUUAUUUCCCAUGUUGUUAAACCAAUUAGGGUCCGUAAUAUUUUACAUAACACUUAAUAUAUCAGACUUAACAUUGGCUGUACCAGUAGCAAACUCACUGACAUUUGUUUUCACUGCAAUUUCUGGGUGGAUUGUAGAAGGAGAAAUUCCAAAGAAAGGUACCUGUUUAGGAGCGAUUUUGGUAAUAAUAGGGACAGCUUUAUGCUGCAUAGAGAAAUAUCAAGAGUGAACACAGUUAAAGGGAUAAAUGUUGUGUAAGAAAUCAAUAACUUUUAGAUUUAAAACAUUUUUAAUAUAUGUAAAUAUUAAUUAAUAUAAAAUACGUGUAUUAUUUUCUACUAGAAGAAAAUCCUAUAGUCUAAAAAGCCCAACAUAUUUACAAAGAUUUAUCAUUUAUUAAUUAUUUAACACUAGAUAACGGAUCGAAUAAUUUAACAAAAAUGUUACAUAAUCAUGUAACUUUAUAGUUUUUAACUAAAAAUAACUUCAGCAUUUCUGGCUAAAUAAUAAAUCUUCCUUUGGCUUCACUAAAAUAUUAGCGAGCUUAGUAACUUACAUACAAUACUGAUGAAGAUUAUAGAGCCAGAAAUACUGCGGUUGUUAUAUUUUCUAUCAUAAUAGACUUUUCUACAUAGAAAUAGAAAAUAUAUGGGUCUCGUAUUAAUAACGGCUUUCAAGCAAUAACCAGGAUUUGGUAUAUGUUUUAUACUAUCCAAUCAGUUUAAAUAAAUCUUUUGUCUUUUAUUCUGGAUUUAUCGAUUUAUUUUUUCCUUUAUAACACCUCUGUAGAAAAAAAGCAGAACAUAAAAAGCAGUAUAGGUUAUCAAAUAUUACAAUAAGUUUAAAAAUCUGAUUUUGGAACGCUCCCAACAUUUGUAUUAGGCAUUCGAAAGUGUUAAAUGAAUGCAUAAGAAUUUGCAUAUAAUGCAUAACGAUAUUUUAUUCGAAUCGAGACAUUCACAUGGCACGAUCAUUUAGUCGAAACGAACUGUUACGAACCAAAUAUACAGGGGUGGGCAUAAGUCAGUUGAUGUCCUAAAAACGACGUAUUUGCGAAUUUCACCACUCUCCCGCUUUCAGCGUGCGUUACCUAGCAUAGCGACACAGCCGUCUAUUAUAGUCAUAAAUUAGUACAUUAGUAUGCUAGUAGAUCUGGAGACGAACGUAUACCAGUUGGUAAAUAACGUUCGCGUUAAGUUUACGCCAGGACAACGUGUUUUUAUUAAAACAGUGUUACUCUCAGGAUCGCGAUUACGAAGCUAUUACAGAAUAUUUGACAGAAACGUGGCCUAAUGCACAUUUUCUGAAUCACAAUUACAUGGUUAAUUUAGCCAAAAAAGUUUGAACGAACCGAUACUGUUAAAUAUGCAAAGCGUAACGGCAGACCACGUUCGGUACGCACAGAUGAGAAUACCAUGGCAGUAGCGUAACAAUUCGUUGAAAACUCUCGCUUCUCCACCAAACAGACAUCGUUAAAGCUUAGCAUACCAUAUCACACGCUUCGUAGGGUUAUAAAAGAUAUCGGUUUGUAGUGUUACCGUCACCAUUGCUGCAGGAGCUGAAAUCGCAUGAAUCAUGAGACCAGCUGACCGUUAUUUCGACCGAGAGAAAAUCUCGUGGGAGUAACAAAGUAUAAUUUAAAGUUAAUUGCAAGGACGAAGCAUCAGUUUGCAACAGGACGGCACCCCUUCCAUUUUGGUCUGUAAGUUCGGGCUUUCCUAAACCAGAAUUUUCCUGGAUGGAUCGGUAGAGGUGAAAACGAACCGUGGCCAUUAAGGCCGCCAGACAUUAUUCCUAUGGAUUUUUAAAACUGGGACAUGCUUAAUAAUAAAGUUUUUGCGCAUACGAUCGAAAACGUCAAAGAUCUCAAACAAAGAUCUGGCGAUGCUCGCUCUCAUUAUUAAUUUAAUCGAAGAAUGUUAUUUAAAGUAUAUUGUGAUGAAUGGUGCACAUUUUGAACACUUAUUUUAAAUACAUAUUUUUGUGUUUUAAGGAAAUAAAACCAAAGUUCCUAAAUGUGUUUUUUUUUUCAAUUGCUAGCUGACUUAUGACCACCUCUAUAUUUAGCGCAGAGCCCUACUUAGUUUGUGGUAACGGUGAAUAAUGGAUGUCAAUAGGUUUGUGUCAAUGUGCUGGUAUUUAAAACGAUGAAACAGAAGGUAUUGGGAACAUUUGGGAAAACGUACUGCUAUAUAAAAUUUCCACGUCCACUUUAUCUAUCGCGUACCUUCAACACAACGUCAGAGAAAUAAAAAUUCCUUUUGUACAAUAUCCAACGUACCUAAGGUUUUUUGGAUUUGACUAGUUUGGCAAAACUCGAAUCGUGUGAAGGAACUUUUAUUAGUAUUAACAUUUCACAUGCCUUAUUUGGUCUUCACCUGCGCUUUUGCUAUUUGUCCUAUUCUUAACUGAGUACCGGGGAUAAGUUCAAAUUCUACAUUUCUACGAUUUACUAUAAUAUAUUCACUAUAUUUAUAAAUCUACUGUAGUAU
This is a messenger RNA of Diabrotica balteata, 2765 nucleotides long. Lineage: Eukaryota; Metazoa; Arthropoda; Insecta; Coleoptera; Chrysomelidae. The record is from the annotation of a GenBank genome assembly.